CUGCCGGCUAACUUUCCUAAAGGAGGAGUAAGGAAGCCAGAUCGUUUCCAUAUCUAUGAAAGACACCAAAUCUGAAAGUCGAGCUAGCAGUCCCGAGCUACCUCCACGCCACCACCUUUGACGCCGCUACCAUUGCACUGCUGUGCUUCCAACUCCAGAGCAAGAUGAUCGUACAAAGCCCUCGCCACUUGAUGUGCUGCUGGCUAUUGUGAUUCCAACGCAGUCAAUGUCUCUGUUGUGCCUCUGCCCCGCCUCCGACGCCGCUACAUCUGUCAUAAGUAUCGCUGGUUCCAGUUGAUUAUUCAUAUCCUCUUUAUCAGCUUGCUAGAUUGUGAGCUCAGCAUGGUGGGGGUUCAAGAAUAAAUACAUGGUGAUGGAAGUAUUUUUGGAUCCAAAUAAAGAUAUUGUGGGAAACAGGGAAAGGACCCUAUUAUUAUCACACAAUUCAAUCUCUCAAAAUCUUGUGAAAGAUGACAUUCUUGUGAAAUUUGGAGAGUGUGGUCUAGCCUCUUCGCUCAACUCAUUUCAAGGAAGUAUCAAGGCCUGCAAAAAUGCUGAUUUGAAGUGUGAAAUGUCAAAGUUUGAGCACUAUAAGUUGCUAGGUGGAAACAAUCUUAAUGGAGAUGUGGAGCAGCAGAUGAAGAAUUGUCUUGAAAAGAUCAAAGUUUUGGAGCACUAAAAUAUACUCCAUAAUUUGGACCUGCGUAAAUCCCCAGGUCUUCGGUCUGCGUUUUUGUGUUUCAGCUUUGCGCUAAGCCUUCGAGCCACAAGGAUUAGUCGAUCACUUAAGCGAUCGUUAAAUAUCACUUAAGCGAUCGUUAAAUAUCAUUAAGGGUAAUUUAGAUAUUUGAUUUGUUUUUAAUUAUUUUUAUUUAAUUUAGUGGUUGUGUUUAGUAAAAAGUGGGAUGUGAAUAGAAUUUCCCUGAAAUUAAAUGACUUUUUACUUUUUAGAAGAAAGAAUAACCAAGCGUGGGAAGUGAGAACCUAUGUUGUAAAAACCGGACCGGAGAGUGACCCGGCCACAUGACUGGGUCAUGGGUCAUCCCGGACCCGGUGGGUCAACCCGGUCAACGCCGGAAAAUCGGUGAAUGAUUAUACGUCUAUAUAAUAAUAGUAAACAUAUAAUUAUAUAUAAAAUUAUAAUAAAAAUUAGUUAUUAUUCAUAAUAAUCAACUAACAAUACUACUUAUUAAGCAUUUAAUACACUCUCAUAAUAUUUCAAUGUAUAUUUUGAUCUUAUAAAAAUAUAUAAUGAUAUUUUUAUUUUUAUUGUACAUCUAUAUUAUAAUUUGGCAUGAUGUUCAUUCUUAAAUAAAUAUAUAAAUAUAUUACGCAGUUUUUCUUUUUAAGGUAUUGAAAUUGCAAUUUUAUUGGUAUAAAAAAUGCAUCAAAAAUAAAAAAGAAAUUACUUUUUUUGGUAAAAACACCCAAAAACUGGGUUUUACCGGGUUUUUCGGGUUUUUUGGGUCCGGGUCUUGACCGGGUUUUCCCGGGUCAGCCGAGUUUUUCCGGUUCUUAACCAUUUCCGGGUUUUGAAAAGACCGAACCGGUUUUUUGUUCGGGUCACCGGGUUCCGGGUCACCCCCGGUCGGGUCGGUUUUUUAAACAAUAGGUGAGAACUCUACAACUCUAGUCUUCUGAAGGGACACUUCACGCUUGAAAGGGCACCUUGGUGCUUGGGGUGGGGGAUUUGUCACCCCUAUUCACCCGGCGGGACUCGGGAGGAUGGCAUGCGAACGUGGAAGAGGAGCCACAAAUGAGAAAAAAGUGCGUGGGGCCCAUGGGGAAAAUUCCCAUCUUUUUGAAAAAUGUAUUACUAAUUUUUGAUUUAUUAACGGAAUGAGUUACGGUUAGUAUUACCAAAUUUUAUACGUAGUAGUAUUUUAAAAUUAUAUUGGUUGAGUAGUUGUGUGACUUGUGACUUACGUUUGUAAUUAUUCAAUCAUUUGAU
Molecule: messenger RNA, 1951 nt
Organism: Cuscuta epithymum
Lineage: Eukaryota; Viridiplantae; Streptophyta; Magnoliopsida; Solanales; Convolvulaceae
Source: the annotation of a GenBank genome assembly